AUGAGCAUUCUAGAGUGGUGAGGAGUGGUUUCAUGUAUAUUUAUGAGUAUCAAUUAAGCAGCCAGAAGCAUUGUACUUUCUUUAUUGCUUAAGGGAUUGUGUUAAGUUUUUUAUUUACUUUUAUUUCCCUUUUCAAUAGAAUAGCAUAGAAUAGUAUAGAAUAGUAUAGAUGGCUCCAGUGCGCUCAUGUCCAAUAUGCUAUAAGGUUGUGAUUGGCUUCAGUCAGCACCUUAGGUAUGUACACCUUGUGAGGAACAGUGAGGAAAGGGUACUCCUUUGUAGGUGGCAGUCGGGCCGCAUCAAUGUCAGGCAGGAGCCGUGUCCAGUGUCAGGAUGCUCCACACAUCUUAGCAGACUAGACCGGCAUAUAGACUCCCACUCAGAGCUCAACAGAGCACAGAGGAGACAGGUUUUAGAGGACCUUAGGAGACGGCUGACGAUGGAGAGGCUGGCGGUGUUGAGGGCAUCGACCCCUGCCAUCCCAAUGGCGACAGAUUUAGAUAUUGUGGAGACUGUAAGGAAAGAAGCGGAGGAGGAGGAAAUGUUAUGUUCACCUACAGAAGCAGAGGAGGAAGUGGACUGCAAAGAGGAUUCCUGCCACUGCCAUGCACCAAUCCUGCGACUGAAAAAAGCUGUGCAAGAGAGGGAUGAGGCACUGCAUACAAGAAGUGAGACCAACAAAUCCAUUAAAGAGGACAACCUGAAGUUGAUCUCUGAUCUGCAAAGGGUGAGGAAGAAGUACCAGCUGCUGAAAAGGCAGAUGGGGAUUGGCAUGGUGAAGGCCCUCAACUUUCAGGCAGAGUCAGACACAGACACAAAGCAAGAGGAGCAGGACCAAGCUACAGGUUCAGGGGACCAGAGAGAGGAGCCUACAGUGUCCGGAUCUAGCUGCAAACUGAUCUUCCCGGGUUCUGCUAUGAGUGUGUUUAUCGAGGGAUUCAGGAAGACCUGUGAGGGCCCUAAUCCAAAUUAUAAGCUGAGUGAAAAUUGUGCCUCAAAGGUCAAGAGGGUGACACAAUUUUUAAACUACAUGGCGAAGAAUGAGACCUACCAGUCCUCUCUCAUUUUCCUGACAGACCAUGACAAAAUAAGGAAAUGGGUUCAAUUCCUACAGAAGAACAAGGCAAUCACCACAGUCAACCACUACACCUUGACUAUUGGUGCAUUUCUUAAAUAUUCUGAGGAGACCCCUCCACCUGGCUGCCGGUUGACCGUGAACCAAUGGAGGGGGAUCAACCGGUUGAUGAAGGGCAUUAGCAAGUCCAUGAGACGACCAGUUUCCCUUCACCAGGUAAAGGUGAAGGACAACAAGGAAGGCAAGGUUGUGUCCAAAAAGAGCCUGCUGGAGUGCCAGUCUCUUGCCAAGGCAAAAAUCCCUCAAGUGCUGAAAACAUUGGAGGAAACAAGGACACAGAGGAAUCAGUACCGGUUUUAUGGGUACCUGUGUGCCUACUUUACAUCCAUAUACGGCCACAGACCAGGCCUAUAUAAAAACAUGUUGGUGAAAGAGGUGGAGGAGGCAAAAUGUGACCAGUCUGGGGUGUAUCUGAUCAAUAUGAAGAACCUGCCUGCCAACCUGAGGGAGGUGUGGAAGGAGAUGGGUCUCCGAAUGUCCUUCAGUUCACUGACCUGA
Messenger RNA from Oncorhynchus tshawytscha (Chinook salmon), 1633 nucleotides. RefSeq lists its product as uncharacterized. Lineage: Eukaryota; Metazoa; Chordata; Actinopteri; Salmoniformes; Salmonidae. The record is from RefSeq and is a predicted model, not a curated record. Bases 170 to 1633 code for a protein of 487 amino acids. The transcript has 5 exons.